Gambusia affinis (western mosquitofish) is the source of this 518-nucleotide messenger RNA. Its product is annotated as alpha carbonic anhydrase 8-like. Lineage: Eukaryota; Metazoa; Chordata; Actinopteri; Cyprinodontiformes; Poeciliidae. Bases 94 to 426 code for a protein of 110 amino acids. The record is from RefSeq and is a predicted model, not a curated record. The transcript has 4 exons.
CCGGGUCCUUGUCCACCAUAUCCUCCUAAGGUCAUUGUUAUUCUUCCCCUAUAAACAGGAAAUGUGAUCAGAAUCAAUAAAACCAAGCAGAAAAUGAGCUGUCAUCUACCUCCACCGAGACCAGCACCAAGACCCGCUCCACCUCCACCAAAGCCUGUUCCAGUUCCUGCUCCAGUUCCAGCACCGCUUAGCCCAAAUCCAGCUCCUGCACCGGCUCCUCCAGAGGAUGAUGAUGCAUUUUAUGUGACGCCUGACCUGCAGGUGCUGCCCUGCAUACAUGCGCCGAAGGGGGACCCACCUCCUUGCUGCGACGGUUUCCACAGAGCCAGGAGAAGCACGCCAUGCAGGCCAGAUUUGCUCCAUUUGGGUCGCACUUUCAACACCCUUGAAUUAGCUAACCAACCGACCAACCUCUGUGUUAGCUAACCAACCGACCACCGCUGUGUUAGCUAACCAACCGACCACCGCUGUGUUAGCUAACCAACCGACCAACCACUGUGUUAGCUAACCAACCGACC